This is a messenger RNA of Prorocentrum cordatum, 179 nucleotides long. Lineage: Eukaryota; Dinophyceae; Prorocentrales; Prorocentraceae. The record is from the annotation of a GenBank genome assembly.
GACGCGAUGGCCCCGCCGCUGUCCGGCGACGGCGACGGCCGCGCCGCCCGCCUGAAGCUCUUCCACCGCAAGCUGAGGGCCCGGCGCGUGCAGGGCGAGGCGCGCUGGCCGUCCGUCUGCGUGGACGAGCGGGGCAAGGCCAUGGUUUACCUGGACCUGCCGAGCGAUCGCACCCGCAG